UUACUCGGGUCCCUUUUCUUUCUCCCUCCCUCUGUCACUCUCACUCAGUGCCGAGUGAGACAACACCAUGUCUGCCUGACUGCAGCGUUUCAUAGAACCUGCAGGAAAGCCUAUCUACCUAGAAAUUUAAGAUCUGUAACAAGAAAAAUAAACAGUUGAAGAAACGUGACAAAGAAAAAGGAGAAGAAAACAAGCUCAUUCGCUGGACCGAAGGGAGACCACAACAGGAUUUUCUCAGUGUCUCCAUCUGCACAGGUAAGGUUGGUCUGCAGAGACAUGGAUAUUUUCAUGGAUUUGAGUGUCACCGGAAACACCAGCCACGAAACAGGAGAAGAAAGACUAGAAGUGUAUAAAAGCAAAGAGCUAAACCACAGCGACCCCCUGGACAUGUUUGUAGGCAUGGAGCUUCUUCUACGUUUCAGACCUCUCUUCCUACCUCUCUACGGCCUUGUAGUGGCCGUGGCUGGUGUUGGGAACUCCAUCCUGUUGGCUUGCAUCUUGGCUGACAAGAAGCUCCACAAUGCCACCAACUUUUUCAUCGGUAACUUGGCAGCAGGAGACCUGCUGAUGUGCUUGAGCUGUGUUCCACUGACUGUGUCUUAUGCCUUCGACAGCCGUGGCUGGGCUUUUGGGAGACCCCUGUGCCACCUGGUCCCCUUGCUGCAAUGUGCCACGGUGUUUGCAUCAGCACUUUCGCUCACUGCCAUCGCUGUUGACCGCUAUGUUGUUGUAGCACACCCAGUACGGAGGAGGAUUUCUGUGUGGGGGUGUGGUGCAGUGACUCUGGGUGUAUGGCUUUUGUCUCUGGCCCUGGCGGCGCCUCCGUCUCUCUACACACGCUACCUGGACCUGCGACCGAGUGGAAUCGACUUGGUAGUGUGUGAGGAAUUCUGGCCAAACAGUGGCAAUCUGCGGCUGCUCUAUUCCUGCUUCAUUCUCAUAGCCUCCUAUAUGAUCCCGCUGCUGUCAGUCAGUGUAUCCUACUGUGCCAUCACUAUCAGCCUAAAACGCUAUUCAAUACCUGGGGAGCCAUCUAACAGCCAACAGCGCUGGAGCCAAAGGAGGAGGAAGACCUUUUCUUUGCUGGUGGCCUCAGUGCUGGCCUUCGCCCUGUGUUGGCUGCCUGUACAGGUCUUGAACCUGUUGCUGGACCUGGACCCAGACUUCCACAUCAUAGGGAAACGCUACAUAAACGUCCUACAAAUCUGCUGCCAUUUAGUAGCUAUGAGCUCUGCGUGUUACAACCCAUUCAUCUACGCCUCACUGCACAGCAAGGUGCGCAUGCACCUGAAAGGCUACCUCUGUCCUUGCCGCAAACAUCACAGGGCAAUGGUGGAGAGAGGCACGUCCGGGAGCUGAUUUCGAGCCGUGCCUGCUGCGAUCCUUCUACUUUAGCAGCUCCAGGCAUGAAGAGUCCCAUCCUGCACCCUUAACAUGGAUGUUAAUAAAAACACGACAGCUUCUCAACAUACAUUUAAACCAACGUCCUCCAAUUUCCUGUGUGACUUCAAGACAUUCAGCCCUCUCUUGUACAGUGUCACCAGAGGUAGGUCUAAAUAAUGUCAUCUAAUACUACCAGGUAAAGAUGCAGAUCAAGUCCAGACUGCAGACUGUUUAUUUCUAUGGUGAGGAAGAUUAAGCCAUCCUUCGGGAUCCCUGUGCUUUUCUUGGAAGGCCGAGCUGCUGGUGUCGACAAUAAGCAGAUCCUGCAGCUUUAAGAAGGCCAGCUGCAGCCUGAACAGACUCUUUGGCUCAGGGGCUCUGUAGUAGACUUAAGAUGGAUGCUGACACCAGGGAUGGUUACAAUAGUUACAGGGCCUGGUUAUAGUUCAACAGUGAACGCUUGACUUCAGGGAGCUGACCAAACAAUGAACUCUUCUCAGCAGACAUGGAUUAUGGAAAAAGAAGAGAAUAAAAAAACAGAAUGGAUUUGUUUUUUUAUUUUGCUCCUGGUACUAAAUGUGUGUGCUUGAUAAUCUUCUUCUUAUAUCCUCUAUCAAUUGUCUGUCUCUCUUGUACAACAUAUCACCUUCAAUAUAUUACAUUUGCUAUAUUAAAAUACACAUGCUAUACCUGCUA
Scophthalmus maximus (turbot) is the source of this 2079-nucleotide messenger RNA. Its product is annotated as 7 transmembrane receptor domain-containing protein. NCBI's taxonomy places the organism in Eukaryota, Metazoa, Chordata, Actinopteri, Pleuronectiformes, Scophthalmidae. Gene Ontology annotation, molecular function: neuropeptide binding; neuropeptide Y receptor activity. Gene Ontology annotation, biological process: G protein-coupled receptor signaling pathway. Bases 277 to 1359 code for a protein of 360 amino acids. The transcript has 4 exons. The record is from RefSeq and is a predicted model, not a curated record. Gene Ontology annotation, cellular component: neuron projection; plasma membrane.